ACGGACACACCAUCAUUGCGUCGCUCACUCCACAAGCAAAGCACCACACGAAUCGCUAAUUUCAAAUCCCAACGCCAAAUCCGCACUCCCAACCCGCCUUGCCGGAACAGACAAUGUCCUCCGCCACAUCGUUGCUCCCUGGUGUCAAUCUAUGCGCUCCGAGUUCGGUAUCCGAUCGGAAUGUUCUGUUGAAUGCUCGGUCGCGGCCUGCUCUGAGCUUCCCCGCGAAAGCUAGCUCGCUCAAGAGAUGUACAUCGCUUCGGUUGAAUAGAAAUGGAGGCUUUGCCUUUGAUCGAUCACCAAGGACUUCCAGGACGCUCGUUGUUCGAUGUGAAGCUUCGAGUGGUAGAAUUACUCAGCAGGAGUUUACAGAAAUGGCUUGGCAAGCGAUUGUUUCUUCUCCUGAUGUGGCGAAAGAGAACAAGCAUCAAAUAGUGGAGACAGAGCACUUGAUGAAGGCCCUCUUGGAACAGAAGAAUGGUCUUGCUCGUCGGAUCUUUUCCAAAGUUGGAGUUGACAAUACACGACUUCUUGAAGCCACUGAUAAAUACAUCCAACGCCAGCCAAAGGUUUUGGGUGAAUCAGCUGGAUCAAUGUUAGGUCGUGAUUUGGAAUCUCUGAUCCAACGAGCUAGGGAAUACAAGAAAGAGUAUGGGGAUUCAUUUGUUUCUGUUGAGCAUUUGGUUCUUGCAUUUGCACAAGAUCAGCGAUUUGGGAAACAAUUAUUUAAGGACUUCCGGAUUUCCCAACAAGCCUUGAAGUCCGCAAUAGAAUCCAUAAGGGGACGUCAGUCAGUAAUUGAUCAAGAUCCCGAGGGAAAAUAUGAAGCAUUGGAAAAAUAUGGGAAAGAUUUGACUGCAAUGGCAAAAGCAGGAAAGCUUGAUCCAGUGAUAGGUAGAGAUGAUGAAAUACGCAGGUGCAUCCAGAUACUCUCAAGGAGAACAAAGAACAAUCCUGUGCUAAUUGGUGAACCAGGUGUUGGUAAAACUGCAAUUUCUGAAGGGCUUGCUCAGAGAAUUGUGGAAGGGGAUGUUCCUCAAGCUUUGAUGAAUCGUAAGCUGAUAUCCCUUGACAUGGGAGCACUAAUAGCUGGGGCAAAAUAUCGGGGAGAAUUUGAAGAUAGACUGAAGGCUGUACUUAAAGAAGUAACAGAAUCAGAUGGACAGACUAUACUCUUUAUUGAUGAGAUCCACACAGUGGUGGGGGCAGGUGCUACAAAUGGUGCAAUGGAUGCGGGUAAUCUUUUGAAGCCUAUGCUUGGUCGUGGAGAAUUACGAUGUAUUGGUGCAACAACAUUGGAUGAAUAUCGUAAAUAUAUUGAGAAGGAUCCGGCACUGGAGCGUCGUUUUCAGCAGGUUUAUGUUGAUCAACCAUCGGUAGAAGAUACAGUUUCUAUACUCCGGGGACUCCGUGAAAGAUAUGAACUGCAUCAUGGAGUACGCAUUUCUGAUGGUGCACUUGUGGAAGCUGCAAUCCUCUCUGACCGCUACAUCAGUGGCCGGUUUUUACCUGACAAAGCCAUUGACCUAGUUGAUGAAGCAGCUGCUAAACUGAAGAUGGAAAUCACAUCGAAACCCACCGCCCUUGAUGAGAUCAACCGUUCAGUGCUGAAGCUGGAGAUGGAAAGGUUGUCUCUCACUAAUGAUACAGACAGAGCUUCAAAAGACAGGUUGAACCGUCUUGAGGCUGAGCUGGCCCUACUAAAAGAGAAACAGGCCCAGCUGACUGAGCAGUGGGAGCAUGAGAAGUCAGUCAUGACACGCAUCCAGUCAAUAAAGGAAGAGAUUGACAGGGUUAACCUUGAGAUCCAGCAGGCUGAGCGGGAGUAUGAUCUGAAUCGUGCUGCGGAACUAAAGUAUGGGAGUCUAAACACAUUGCAGCGUCAACUUGCCAGUGCUGAAAAAGAGUUGGAUGAGUAUAUGAGAUCUGGAAAAUCCAUGCUAAGAGAAGAAGUUACUGGUGAUGACAUUGCUGAAAUUGUUAGUAAAUGGACUGGUAUCCCAGUUUCCAAGCUUCAGCAAUCAGAGAGGGAGAAGCUGUUACAUCUUGAGGAAGAGCUACAUAAGCGUGUUGUGGGUCAAGAUCCUGCAGUGAGAGCUGUAGCGGAGGCUAUCCAGCGAUCUCGAGCAGGUCUCUCGGAUCCUCAUCGUCCAAUUGCUAGUUUCAUGUUCAUGGGUCCUACUGGUGUUGGAAAAACAGAGUUGGCAAAGGCCCUUGCCUCCUACUUGUUCAACACGGAAGAAGCACUAGUACGGAUUGAUAUGAGCGAGUAUAUGGAAAAACAUGCAGUUUCAAGACUGAUAGGAGCACCACCUGGUUAUGUGGGAUAUGAAGAAGGAGGGCAGUUGACAGAGACAGUUCGCAGAAGACCCUAUGCAGUAAUUCUGUUUGAUGAAAUAGAGAAAGCUCAUGCUGAUGUAUUCAACGUAUUCCUUCAAAUUUUGGAUGAUGGAAGGGUAACUGACUCACAGGGUCGCACUGUGAGUUUCACCAACACUGUCAUCAUUAUGACUUCGAAUGUAGGUUCGCAAUACAUUCUCAAUACAGAUGAUGACACGCCAAAAGAGAUGGCUUAUGAAACAAUUAGGCAAAGAGUUAUGGAGGCUGCAAGAUCUAUCUUCCGACCUGAGUUCAUGAACCGAGUUGAUGAGUACAUAGUUUUCCAACCACUGGACCGUGAGCAAAUAAAAAGUAUUGUUAGGUUGCAGUUGGAGCGUGUGCAGAGGAGAAUUGCGGAUAAGAAGAUGAAAAUUCAGGUAACAGAUGCAGCUGUUGAGCUUCUCGGAAGUCUUGGUUAUGACCCGAACUACGGUGCCAGACCAGUCAAGAGAGUGAUUCAACAGAACGUGGAAAACGAACUCGCAAAGGGCAUCUUAAGAGGUGAGUUCAAGGAUGAGGAUACCGUGUUAAUAGACACAGAGGUCACAGCAUUUCCAAAUGGCCACCUUCUCCAGCAAAAGCUAGUCUUCAAGAAGAUUGAUAGCAAUCCAGAUACUCAAGCCGCAGGUAGCCAAGAAGCUGUUUCACAAACUCCCUAAGCGUUUUUCUCUUGGUUCUCAAUGUAAAUACGGGCCUGAAACAAAUCUUGUUCUAUAUAAUAAUAAAAGAACAUGACAGGCAGCAGAAACUCCUUCCCAGCUUGCAACACUGAACGGUGAUUAAUAUCGUCAAAUACUAGUUAAACCCAUUUUGUAAGACGAUAAAUAUAGGACAACCCUCAAAACCAGAUUGUUGUAAUUGUUUAAGCAACCAUACAACUAUAGAAAGCAAUAUUUUGAACGCAACAGCAAUUUUGCAUGAAUUGUUUAAGACAAAUUUCGGUUACAUAACAUAAGUCAUGCUUAAAUGUACAUGGCACAUGGCAUUACAUGUUCAAGAUGGUAACAGUGGAGCAAGUAGAUAAUUGAUAGAGAAAUUGUUAGCAAAGGCUUCUGACCCUUGUAGAAAGAUUUGGUGAGUGAUAAGUGCAGAAUGACGUUGGAGAGUUGAGAUCAAGAUGGAGAUUGUUUCCGUGUCUCAGGGGAAAUAAGCUGAGUCCCCUUUUCGUCUUUAACACAAUCCAUUUGGAAGCCAAUCCACACUUGAAAUGAUAAACAAACUGCUCAAGAAACAGAUAUGUCGGGUCAGAUACUGCCAAUCUUUAACCAGAAAUAAAGAAAAGCAAAGAUUACCU
Messenger RNA from Rubroshorea leprosula, 3673 nucleotides. The record is from the annotation of a GenBank genome assembly. Lineage: Eukaryota; Viridiplantae; Streptophyta; Magnoliopsida; Malvales; Dipterocarpaceae.